This is a messenger RNA of Archocentrus centrarchus (flier cichlid), 2136 nucleotides long. It is a transcript of the gene adprm, whose product is annotated as ADP-ribose/CDP-alcohol diphosphatase, manganese-dependent. Lineage: Eukaryota; Metazoa; Chordata; Actinopteri; Cichliformes; Cichlidae. The record is from RefSeq and is a predicted model, not a curated record. The coding region runs from base 159 to 1169 and encodes 336 amino acids. The transcript has 3 exons. Gene Ontology annotation, molecular function: ADP-ribose diphosphatase activity; CDP-glycerol diphosphatase activity; 2',3'-cyclic-nucleotide 2'-phosphodiesterase activity.
CCCUCUGCUCCGCUGUCAUUCUGAGCAACGAGGAAAUUCCGGCUGGCUGUCAUCAUGAGGGUGUAGAGCAAAACUGUAUCGAGUUAGCGUCUUCGUCUUCCUCGGUAUAUAUAAGAUAUAAGGCAUGCGGGCAAGCUAAUCCGGAGACAACACCGAGGAUGGACGACUGCCGUCAGCAAACGCCGCUGUUUACAUUCGGUGUGAUCGCUGACAUUCAGUACGCAGAUAUGGACGACGGUUACAAUUACAGCCUAACGCGCAGGCGAUACUACCGGAGCAGUCUCCAGCUGCUGCGAAAUGCUCGGAAAAGUUGGUCAGAAUCAGCUGUCAAGCCAGCAUUUAUUCUGCAGCUGGGAGAUGUUAUCGACGGCUUCAACAAGCCCAGGGACGCAUCGGAGCGGGCACUGGACACCGUGCUGAGAGAGUUCAGUUCCUGCCCCGCGGAGGUCCAUCAUGUGUGGGGAAACCACGAGUUUUAUAACUUCAGCAGGAGCGCGCUGCUGCGUUCAAAGCUCAACAGCGCGGCCCACGCAGACAGGAGCCCGAACGCAGCACCGGGCGGCUCGGACAUAUAUGCCUACCGUUUCAGCCCCUUCCCCGGGUUUACGUUCGUCGUCCUGGAUGCCUAUGAUGUGAGCCUGCUGGGCAGAGAGAAGUCCUGUGAGCAGUACAUCAAUGCUAUGAACCUGAUAAAGCUGUAUAACAAAAACGAAGACCUCAACUGUCCUCCAGCCUUCGGCAGCCCCACGAGCAGGUUCACGAUGUUCAAUGGUGGGUUCAGUAAGGACCAGCUGGACUGGUUAGACUCUGUUCUGUCGUCAGCUGAUGAGAAACAAGAAAGAGUCACUAUUGUCAGUCACGUGCCCGUCCACCCGGACUGCACAGAUAACGUUUGCCUCGCGUGGAACUUUGAUGAGCUCCUGGCCGUCAUACGCUCCCACAGCAGCGUGGUGUGUUACAUGGCGGGACACGCCCAUGACGGUGGAUACUGCCGAGACGAAGAUACAGGAGUGCAUCACCUGACAGUCGAUGGGGUGAUUGAGACUCCACCGGACAGCAACGCAUUCGCCACAGUGUCUGUCUACAGGGACAGGAUGGUGCUGAAAGGCUGUGGGAGUAUCAGAGAUCGAGUGUUUCUGUUUCCAGGCAGCCAAAAUGACUCUAAUUAAAGAGUCACAGAUUGAUCACUCCUAUCUUGAAAAAGAACGAAUGUUAGAACAGCGUUUACUUCCUGUCCAUACUGACCAAUCAGGUUUCAGUCUUGUGAGUCCAGUGGAAAUAAUAGAGGACAAAAUCCAAUCUAAGCCACAUCUGCUAAACGAAAUGUUUCUCCUCGGGCACCAAAUUGUCAUCAAAGUCAGACAAAUGUAAAAUCCUGUGGGGGGAUUUUUCAAGAGGAACACAGGUGAGAGUAAAAUGAAAUCUGAAGUUUGGAACUUACUGUCACAGAACUAGAGCUGUGGAUUUUGUCCCCACUUUCACUUGGACAGAGAUUAUUUAACAGUCACAAUGACCAGCAGGAGUAAUUGAACAUUCAUCACAUAGUAUAUUUUUUUAAUUUGUCCUUCAAUGAUAGCUGAAGCUGUGAUGUGAUGCUGUGACAUACUUCAGGCUGGAAACUUGGAGGAUGUUUCUCUGAAGAAGACGGGGAAUAUUAUGAGUUAUUGCUGCUCUCCACUCUGAGCUUUUUAAGUUUGUUUCAGACAGAAAAACACAAAUUAGAACUAUUUAAGGGAUUCUCAUAUUAAAGCAGUGGAGUAGUUUACAAAUACAUUACCUCAGAUGUUUUGCACUUCUGUAUUGAACUUACCUUUUUAAAUUUAUGACAAAAUGUGAAUAUCACAGCAAUUGUAUUUCAGUCUGGUUAAAUGACAGCACAUGCCUAUUUAUAUGCAAAUAUUAAAAUUAUCACUUUUUUUGCAUAUUGCAGAAUGCUGAUAUCAUAAGCAAAAUGUACUUGAAAGUGUUUAAUUGAUGCUGUAAAUAAAUAAAAUAAAAAUGUGUCUAUGCCCAGUAGAUACAUGUUAGUUUCUUUCAUUGUGUGAUGUGUUCAGGUUAGUGGGAAAUAACAUAAGAUGCACCAAUGUAUGUAUGUAUAUAUUUUUAUACAUUCUAUUUUUUGUAUAUUUUACACAU